GCCACCCCUUCGUCGGGCAGCGAAAGUGGUAUCGCGUGAGAUUCGCAGCCAAUAAGGAGGCGGAAGUGACAGCCGGUUCGCAGCCGCCGGCAGCUGCUCCAAGACUGAAGUCAGAGUGGACCGCUCUUCUGGUGCAGCUGAUUUUUCCACUUCUCAGGCAUCACCGAGAGCUCAGCUUUUUCUGCUUUGUUUGCCUUUUCCUUUGGCAAAGAAUACUGAUUGUCAAUAUAUGUAUCAUGGGGCAUAAUUCCACAACUCACUUCUCUGUGGUCUGGUGAGAGUCUUAAAGACUUGUCUUGGCUUUAAUAUAGUUAAACCCAAACUGGAUCAAAAGCACCCCAAAUGCUUGCUCACCAAGACUAAACUCUACUGUUUAAGAAUGGAAGCUGACACAUCUGUUGACAUGUUUUCAAAAGUCUUGGAGAAUCAGUUGCUUCAGACUACCAAACAAGUAGAAGAACAUUUGGAUUCUGAAAUUCAGAAACUGGAUCAGAUGGAUGAGGAUGAACUUGAACGCCUCAAAGAAAAGAGACUUGAGGCACUAAGGAAGGCUCAACAGCAGAAACAAGAAUGGCUUUCCAAAGGACAUGGGGAAUAUAGAGAAAUCCCUAGCGAAAGAGACUUUUUUCAAGAAGUCAAGGAGAGUAAAAAAGUUGUUUGCCAUUUCUAUGGAGACUCCACAUUCAGGUGUAAAAUACUAGACAGACAUUUGGUGAUACUGUCCAAGAAACACCUUGAGACCAAGUUUUUGAAACUGAAUGUGGAAAAAGCACCUUUCCUUUGUGAGAGACUGCGUAUCAAAGUCAUUCCCACACUAGCACUGGUAAAAGAUGGGAAAACACAAGAUUAUGUUGUUGGAUUUACUGAUCUAGGAAAUACAGAUGACUUUACCACAGAAACUUUAGAAUGGAGGCUUGGUUGCGCCGGUAUUCUUAAUUACAGUGGAAAUUUAAUGGAGCCACCAUUUCAGAGCCAAAAGAAAUUUGGAACAAACUUUACAAAGCUGGAAAAGAAAACUUUCCGAGGAAAGAAAUAUGAUUCAGAUUCUGAUGAUGAUUAGAGCUCAGUUACAACACUUUGUAAAUUGUCUUUUUAUUUCUGCUUCAGAUCUAAAUGUGUUUUUUCUAAAUUUUGUUGAUUUUGUACAUUGGACAUCUAAUACUUACAUGCUAAAGUUUUAUACAGUUGCAUCACAUUGAAGGUCAUCUUUACUGUUUUCUGUGUGGCAUCAUGUUUAAGUUAAGAAAAACUUCUGAGUUCUUAUAUUACCUGGGAAGGGUCCGGAUUCUCUAUUUUUGAGAAUAUGAUUUUAUCACAAUAUGAUUCUUAAUGUGGUUAUACCAUUCACAAUUGUGUUUUUAAUCCAUUGAAUUAGAAAUUCAAAAAUAUUUCAAGACUAAUUCUUAGUCAACAUUAUUUACUUUAUACACUGCACUUGUAUAUGAAUUAAUAUAAACACUCUUCAAUUCUGGAAUAUAUUUAACUAUUAAAGAAUUGCUUAUUUAUUCUGGAUGCUACAUAAUGAUGGUGAAUCAGCUGAUGGCAGCAGGUUGUGAACAUACUGCCUUAUUUAAAGGGUCCUGAUUGCUUAUAUUUUAAGACAUUCGUUUGAAAGUAAUCAGGAAACACUUUUGGAAUGAUAGCAUAAAGAACGCCACUGAUACUCUGCAGUAAAACAACUAUCAAUUUUAAAUUAUUAUUUUUUUAUAGUAUAAAGUCUCUGAAAAUUGCCAUAAGAGCAUGUAUCAAACAAAAACAUUUAUUCAAGAAAAUCUACUAAAUCGUGGUAAGAUAGUCUCUGUGGUGGUUGGGCCAUGACUCCACUCCCUCUCUCUAGUCCUCAAUUUAGGGCUAUGAUUUGUGCCCUAGAAGAGUAGACUACCAGCAUUUCUCAUUCCCCCAACCUCUGCGUUGCAAAAGCUCUUUUCCAACCAGGUGUAGCCAAGAGGUCUGGAACUCCUUCCUAUAUUCAGUACCCACUUGUAGCACAGAAACUAACCCAGGACUGGAAUACUGGGCCUUAAUUUCUUUUGCCCCAACUUAUUCAUAAGGUAAGUGUUCCAUGGCAAGAAGAGGCAAGUAGAGAAGACCAGAGGCUCUCACCCACUCCCCCACUCCAGAGAAACAGGUUACUAUCCCCAUUCCUAGCUCUGGAGCAAUAGCACGGAUGUUCUGUCCUUUGGGAAUGGCACACCAUAAAAACAGCACUCUGGAAAGGGACUUUGUUGAGAACAGAAUGAGGGAGAAGUUCAAGUGGAAAGAUGCUGCCAAAUACGAUAAAGUGUUAACAAAAUGGAGGACCGAUGAAAAGUUUAAAGAAUGACAAAGGUGGCUAAUAAGAGCCCUAGGGUUACAACAAGCCUGAAAAAAAUAGUAUACUAAGUAAGAUACUGUGAAGAAGCCUAAAUUGUGUUAAAUUGUGCAGCAUAUAUCGUCAGAGGUUAGCUAGCAGAUUAGUGGGUGCUGAUAGCAGGAUGUAGUAACAAUAAAGGCAGACCAACUAGGGCUGAGGAAAUCAGAACAAGAAACAGUAAAGGAGAGCCCUGUCAGACCACAGGCUUCGGGAUUAGAAGAAAGGGUGACUGCACAUGCCUACUGAAUGCUGAGGAGGAACAUCAGAGGCUGCACACUCCAGGGUAAAUGGACUUAACCGAAAUAGUUCAGCCAGGUGCUUGGGGGCCCAGGGCAGGGGAAAGGUAACAACCCAGAGCUGCUGUUUUAUUAUCAAAAAUAGCCUGACCUCAACAACAAAUUACAAGCCGUGCAGUAGGUUCAAAAAAAAAGGAAACCAGGCUCAGCGCCUGUAGCUUAGUGGUUAGAGCACUGGCCACAUACACUGGAGUUGGCAGGUUUGAACCCAGCCUGGACCUUCUAAACAACAAUGACAACUGCAACAAAAAAAUAGCCGGGAAUUGUGGUGGGUGCCUGUAGUUCCAGCUACUUGGGAGACUGCAGCAAGAAAAUCGCUAAAGCCCAAGACUUUGAGGUUGCUGUGAGCUGUGACACCGUGGCACUGUGCUAAGGGUGACAUAGUGAAACUGUCUCAAAAAAAUAAAAAUGAAGGAAAGCAUGCUGGAGGUAAAGGAAGAGAUGCAAACAGAUUCCAUCGUAUAUGUGUACUAGUAAUAAAGAGAAAAAUUACUUUUAAAGAACCACGUGGAAAUUCUGGAGUUUAAAAGUAUGAGCUCAACAAUAGAUUCAGGCUGGGUGCGGUGGCUUAUGCCUGUAAUCCUAGCACUUGGGUGGCUGAGGCGGGUGAGCUCAAGGGUGCAAGACCAGCCUGAGCCAGAACGAGACAUCACAUCUUAAAAAUAGCUGAGGGUUGUGCCAGGUGCCUGUAGUCCCAGUUACUCAGGAGGCUGAGGCAAGAGAAUCACUUGAGCCCAAGAGUUUGAGGUUGCUGGGAGCUUAGACAACAUGGCACUGUACCAAGGGCAACAAAGUGAGACUCUGUCUUAAAAAGAUAGAUUUGAGCUCAUGGAAGAAAGAAUCGGCAAACUUACAGAAAAUGCAAUCCAUAGAACAGGAGAAAAAAGAACUAAAAAUUUUCUCAGAAAGCAUGAACAUCAUUCAUGCUUUAAGAAAGGAUUAUUGGGGGGAAUGAUGGAAUAUCAACAUGUACAGGAGUUACCAGGGAGAAAAGCAGAGAAUUAUUGGUGAAAUAAUGCCUGAAAAUACCAAAUUUGAUGAGAAACAUUAAUCCAAGAAGACUGACAAAUUGUAAGAAGCAAUACGUGCCUAGAUAUAUCAAAGUAAAAAGUGAUGAAAAAAUUUAAAAACAGCAAGAGGAAAAACUAAAAGUCACUCAUUGCUUCUAAGAAAACCCCAUUAAUAGUUCUAACCAGAAACAAUGGCUUAAAGGCAGAGGUAUGACGUUAAGAUGGCAGGAGGGAGGAAAGCCUGUCUUCCAGGAAUCUUAUAUCUAGCAAACUUGUCAGAAAUGAAGGCAAAAUGCUGACAUUUUCAGAUAUUUUAUUAAGCAGGUGAGUGGAGUGGAAGAAUUUUGUUCCUAGGAAACCCGACUUACAAAAAUUAUUCAAGGCUCAGUGCCCGUAGCUCAGUGGGUAGGGCCCCGGCCACAUACAGUGAGGCUGGCAGGUUUGAACCCUGUCCGGGCCAGCUAAACAACAAUGACAAC
Molecule: messenger RNA, 4138 nt
Organism: Nycticebus coucang (slow loris)
Lineage: Eukaryota; Metazoa; Chordata; Mammalia; Primates; Lorisidae
Gene: TXNDC9
Product: thioredoxin domain containing 9
Exons: 6
Coding region: 380-1060 (226 amino acids)
Biological process (GO): microtubule cytoskeleton organization
Cellular component (GO): cytoplasm
Source: RefSeq, a predicted model, not a curated record